AUGAUCUCCGAUGACGACUUUUCUCCACCCACCUCCCCCUCUCUAUUAACGUCCGGGGACUACAUUGGCAUGCAGUCCUGCGUCGACGUUCUGACUGACGAAGAAUUGGGUUUCGGUCGCCUCCGUCAUAAACCUAACCGUUUUAGCAAGAGAGAGGAAAGAUCGUUAAGGUGGGCACCCAAGAAGAUGAAGAUGAAAGACUAUAUGGAGGUUCCACCUCCCAUCCCGUCGCUGGCGAGAACGGAGAAUCUUCCUUCUCACAUGCCUUGGAUUUUGAAGAGGCAUUACACGACCGACGGACGGUUGAUUCUGAUUGAGGAGAAGGUGAGGCACCAUGAGUACUUUAGGGCACACAGAUCCAACGGCCGUCUUAGGCUGCAGCUUGUCCCGCUUGACGACGACGUUUUAGUUCCACCAGUUGCUUGUGAUGGUGAUGAUGAUGAUGAUGAUGAUGAAUACUGUAGUGAGUAUGAUGACAAUAUAGAUGCUUAUGAUGAUUAUGACGAUGAAGACGAUGAUGAUGCUUAUGGCUAUGAUUAUGAUGGCCAUGGUGAUGAUGAUGAUGAUGAUGUUGAAGAAACAAUUAGUAUCGUUAAUACAUCAAAUGGUUCAGCAGGGAAAUGUUUGAAUAUCAACAGUGUGGGAACAAGGCCACCGUCUAUCUUGGAUGUACCAGUUCCAGCGAUCAGAUUGAUUAAGGCUACUACAAAUGGACCAAGAAAAGGUUUUCUGGGGCAAGCUGGCUUUGGUGGUCUCUUUCGCAACCAUGCCGGUCGUGCUGUCAGUGCUGUUUGUGAGCCAAUCGGUAUCCCCGCUGCGCAUGUGACUAAACUUGCAGUCCUCAUGUUCGCUAUAAUCACAGCUUGGGAGAAGGGCUGGUUUCGUUAUGGUUGGAAACAGAUUCUCAGUUGGUCAUACAUUUUUUCCCUAAACCCCUUUCUGCUCCUUGGUCUUUGUGUCCUCAGCGGAGACAUUGUCUUCAUCGAAGAAUAA
This is a messenger RNA of Prunus armeniaca (apricot), 993 nucleotides long. The record is from the annotation of a GenBank genome assembly. NCBI's taxonomy places the organism in Eukaryota, Viridiplantae, Streptophyta, Magnoliopsida, Rosales, Rosaceae.